CUGAUCUGCAGGGUAGCUUGGGUACCUAUUUACCAGCUAUACAACUCCUUGGUAUUUGACCCCGCCGACAUCCUUUUGCUUGAACUUGGAGAAUUCACGAUAAUUUCGAUGAGUGAAGACACAAUGAAGAUUAUAAGUAUAGAAUUCUUAAUAUCCAUCCUGGUAGGCGUCGCAGUAGCCUGGGAACAUAUAAAUGAAGAUGAAUUUCGUCGAGCCAUUUCAGGACAUAACCAGGCCUUGGUUGCAUUUAUAGAACCUUCAACGACAGCAAGUCAAGCCCUAGAGCCAGAAUGGACGACUGCUAUAGAAUCAGAAAAGAAAGCCCUUCUAAGCGUUGAUUGCACCUCUACCGCAAGUCUUUGCAAGGAAUUUGGCAUCAUCUCGUAUCCAGCCCUACGCUUCUUCGAUGGUCAUGGGAAAAUGGUGUCCUACCGAGGCCCUAGAAGGGCAAAGUCCAUCAUCUCCUACAUAAAACGAGCGGUGCGCCCCGCUAUCACCGUCCUGGACACCAAAGAAAAGGUACAGAACUUUGCACCCAGCGACGAGUACGUGAUAAUCGCACGCAUCAACCCUCAAGACCCACACAUCAAAACCGCGUACGAAGCCCUCGCAUCCCAGUACCGCGACAGGCUGUCCUUCGGGCUCGUGACGCCCAAAACCGCAGCCACGACCGUCUCAUGCUACAACAACCGCGACAGCCAGCAAUUCGCCACCUCGGACCUCAGCGCCAUCGACGCGCUGCCGAAGCUCAUCUCAGACUGUCUCGAGCCCGUGAUCGGCGAGUUCACGCGCGCGAGCGAGAUCAAGUACCUGCAGUCUGGCAAGUCGCUGGUCUUCUACUUCGCCGGUGCCUCCAGCGAGCGCGACGCGUACGUCGACGCCAUGCGCUCCGUCGCCAAGAUGUACAAGGAGUACCUGCUCUUCGUGACCGUCGACGCGAACGAGUACGGCGACCUAGCUGAGCCGUUGGGAUUAAGAGCUGGCAAGUUCCCGGCGCUGUCGGUGCAGAACCCGAUGUUUGGGCAGGUUUUCCCGUACUCGGGUGGCCGUGAGAUUAAGCCGGAGGCGGUGGGUGGGUUCUUGAUGGAUAUAGUGCAGGGGAAGGUGAAACCGUGGGAUGGGACGAUGGAGGGUGAGGACAAAGGGGCGGAUGAGCACGAUGAGCUAUAGGGGAAUAUUUAAGGUGAUCGUGUAUUCAACCAGACAGCAUAUAAACCUUAGAACGUGACAUAACUUAUGAUUUUUCAAUAAGAAUAACACUUGCAUCUAUAUCGAAA
Molecule: messenger RNA, 1277 nt
Organism: Hypoxylon fragiforme
Lineage: Eukaryota; Fungi; Ascomycota; Sordariomycetes; Xylariales; Hypoxylaceae
Exons: 4
Coding region: 109-1170 (353 amino acids)
Biological process (GO): response to endoplasmic reticulum stress; protein folding
Cellular component (GO): endoplasmic reticulum
Molecular function (GO): protein disulfide isomerase activity
Source: RefSeq, a predicted model, not a curated record